GCCAUGAGGCUAGCCUUCCGCGCACUGGGCGGCGCCGCCGGGGUCGCCUGGCGAGAGAGCUUCCCCCUGGGCGGUCGCGACGUGGCGCGCUGGUUCCCGGGCCACAUGGCCAAGGGUGAGCGGGGCCUGGAGGGGCCGGUGUUUGCGCGGUGAGGCCCGGUGGCCCCGGCGCCCGCUCGCUCGUCAGGCUGUCCGCGCGCGGGGCGGGAGGCGGCGGCGGCCCGGGGGCGGACCUGAGCCCCGAGCCCCAGCAAGUGCCUUGUGCCACUUUGUUCCCCCAAGCCUCCGUUUCCACAUCUGAGUCCACAGAGACGUACUUUCCCGAGUCUUGUUUUGAGCACUCGAUGAAAUGGUGGUAGGAAAGCCCUCGCCGAGCUGCGAAGUAUUCAGCUAUUAUCGUUGCAACACCUUUAAGACACGGCCACUGCUGUCUUCUGCCUGAAGCCCUCGAGGAGUUUCUUGUUGAUUUGUAAAAAUGGGCCCGAGAAGACGCGCGGGGCCGGCGCGGUCCUCCGUGUCAGCGAUCGCCGGGUCCCGCUCCCGCAGCCCUCAGCGCGCUCUGACCUCCGCGGCUGAAGAAGAUGCAGAGCAGCUUAAAGUUGGUGGACUGUAUCAUCGAGGUCCAUGAUGCCCGGAUAUCCUUUAGUGGUUGUAAUACUGUGGUUUAUGAUAAGAAAUCUAUAUAUACACACAUGCCGCAACCCUCUGUUUCAAGAAACCCUUGGGCUUAAGCCUCACGUGCUGGUCCUCAACAAAAUGGACUUGGCGGAUCUGAAAGAGCAGCAGAAAAUUAUACAGCACUUAGAAGGAGAAGGCCUAAAAAAUGUUGUUUUCACCAACUGUUUACAGGAUGAGAAUGUCAAGCAGAUAAUCCCGACGGUCACGGGACUGGUGAGGAGCAGCUGCCGCUAUCAUCGAGGAGAGAGUCUGGAGUGCUGUGCCAUGGUGAUUGGGAUCCCCAACGUGGGCAAAUCCUCGCUCAUCAACGCGCUCAGGAGACAGCACCUCAGGAAAGGGAAAGCUACCAGGGUGGGCGGCGAGCCUGGGAUCACCAGAGCCGUGAUGUCCAGAAUCCAGGUGUGUGAGCGGCCGCUGAUGUUCCUGCUGGACACUCCUGGGGUGCUGGCUCCUCGGAUUGAAAGCGUGGAGAUGGGCCUAAAGCUGGCCCUGUGUGGAACCGUGUUAGACCACCUUGUCGGGGAGGAGACCCUGGCGGACUACCUUCUCUACACCCUCAACAGGCACCAGCUCUUUGGGUACGUGCGGCACUAUGGCCUGGGCGGCGCCUGCGACGACAUCGCCAGCGUGCUGAAGCAGGUGGCUGUGAGACUGGGGAAGACGCAGAAGGUGAAAGUGCUCACGGGCACGGGUGACGUGAACGUCAUCCAGCCCAACUACCCUGCGGCAGCCCGAGACUUCCUCCAGACCUUCCGCAGGGGCCUGCUGGGCCCAGUGAUGCUGGACAGGGAUGUCCUGCAGAGGUCCCCCGUGGCAGAGCCCUGAACUGGUCCAGUUGGCAGGGGCCUCACUCCUGCCUGGCCCUUGGCACCAGAGAUGCGGGGCAUCCCAGACCACAGCCCAGAAUCUGAUGCUGGGCCUCCCUUUUCCAGAAGCUCCAUGCUGGUCACUAUCCACUCAGGUCUCUACGCCAGGAAGGAACCUGUACCUCCUGCCGCCCCACAGCCUGGCCAGCUGUUGUUGGGGACUGUGCCUGGGGUCUGGACGUCAGGGCUGACGAAGUCCCUAAGCUGUCCCUGGGUGUCUCAACUGUGCCGAGUAUCUCUCAGGGGGAAGAUGAUGCUUUCUCAGGAGGACAUGAACGUACAGUCUGCAAUUUAGAAGUCUCACAAGGCCAGUCUCUGCUGGUGGCCCGUUUGCUGUGCACCAGGAGCACCUUGGGCUCACAUGGUAACGUCUCUCCAAAACGACACAAAAAGUGGGAUGUGAACUGCUUAGUGAGUAAGGCCUAUGUAUUGGGGCCUUGGUGGUACCCUGGGUCCUGCAGUAAAGAAGAGUCUGUUUGCCA
Messenger RNA from Leopardus geoffroyi (Geoffroy's cat), 2026 nucleotides. RefSeq names its product mitochondrial ribosome associated GTPase 1 (gene MTG1). Gene Ontology annotation, molecular function: GTPase activity; GTP binding. The transcript is spliced from 11 exons. The coding region runs from base 625 to 1503 and encodes 292 amino acids. NCBI's taxonomy places the organism in Eukaryota, Metazoa, Chordata, Mammalia, Carnivora, Felidae. The record is from RefSeq and is a predicted model, not a curated record. Gene Ontology annotation, cellular component: mitochondrion.